GGAGGAGCGGUGCCUAACGCGGAAGUUGCUGCUGAAGAGGCGGGUCUCCAGAGUACGGCUCUCCAGUCUGACCAAUCACCGCGCGAAGCACGGAGAUUGGCAUCUCUGCUAUCCAAUCGCAGUGCGGUGCGCUGUGAUCUGGAGCCUCGGAGAUGUCGCUCCGCGCCGUGCUGAGGGCCGUCGCCUCGCUGCCGCGCUGCAGCACGGGCCCGCUCCUCCCGCCCCCCGCGCCCUCCUGCCCCAUGGCCACCCUGAACCAGCUGCACCGGCAGGGCCGUCCCGCGCCCCCUCCCCGCCACCUGGGGCCCACGCUGGGCCGGCCGCAGCUCAAGGCCGUGGUGCUCAAGAACCUGAUCCGCAAGCCCAAGAAGCCCAACUCGGCCAACCGGCGCUGCGUGCGCGUGCGGAUGAGCGGCGGCCGCGAGGCCGUGGCCUUCGUGCCCGGCGAGGGCCACGGCCUGCAGGAGCACCACAUGGUGCUGCUGCAGGGCGGGCGCACGCAGGACCUGCCCGGCGUCAAGCUCACCGUGGUGCGCGGCAAGUACGACUGCGCCCACGUGCAGCCCAAGAAGUGAGCGCGGGACCCCCGGAGACCCCGGCCCGGCGUGGGGGUCCUGGGGUCACCCCUCAGGAGGGGAUGGGAGCGGGCCGGGGGUGUGAAAUCGGGAUUAAAGCGGAUUUGGUGAUG
Passer montanus (Eurasian tree sparrow) is the source of this 688-nucleotide messenger RNA. RefSeq names its product mitochondrial ribosomal protein S12 (gene MRPS12). The transcript has 3 exons. Gene Ontology annotation, cellular component: small ribosomal subunit; ribosome. Gene Ontology annotation, biological process: translation. Gene Ontology annotation, molecular function: structural constituent of ribosome. Lineage: Eukaryota; Metazoa; Chordata; Aves; Passeriformes; Passeridae. Bases 153 to 575 code for a protein of 140 amino acids. The record is from RefSeq and is a predicted model, not a curated record.